AUGAAAAGCAGCACAACAUUAAAAGGAGUUACGAACACAUUCUAAUAGAUAGUGUUGUCAGCCAAACAAAAAGAAGAGAAUGAACGUAGACACAUGAGCAUUUUGGAGAAGGCAGCAACACUUUGGCAAAGAGAUAGUUCGCACACUAAAACAAUACAAUUACAAAGGACUAUUUACAUUUUGAAACAAUACUCCCAAAAUAGAACGGACGAAUAACUGGAAGCAGUCAAAACCUACUUCGAGGAGAACUUCCCCUAUUACAGUAAAUUCAAAGAGAAGUUGGAUCACGAAAGUUGCAAAUCCCUAUUCAGAGAAAUGACUCUAGAAUGGUAUGAUAGCACCAAAAUCAUAUUCAGACAUGGUGAUCCUGGGAGAAGAAUGUAUUUUGUCCUCCAAGGCGAAUUGGUAAUCUUAAUCCCAAAAACCAAAAACACUUCCGAAAAUCCCCCUCAAAAGAAACAAAAAUUCAAGUAUAACUCAUUCUAUAGUAGUUCUUUUGAAGAAUGGGUCAAAUAUGUUUUUGUCGAUUACGCCUAGGUUGCAACCAAAAUAGAGGGCGAUCAAUUUGGAGAAAUAGCAAUUGAACAGAAAGUUACUAGAACAGCCACUGUUGCUGCUAAAACUGAAGUCAUUCUAGCCGUCAUCACAUAUGAUCUCUAUCAAAGAAUACUUGGAGCAUUCUAACAUGAAUUAACAAAUCAGAAAAUAGCCUUUAUUUCUAAAAUACCUAUCUUUAGUGUGUGGCAACGCUAGAAUCAAUUGGUUCUAUUGCAAAGUCUUGAAGUUUAAAACAAAAAAGUUGGACAAUUUGUUUUUUAAAAAGGCAAACCUGAUGAAUACAUUUAUCUAGUAAUCAAUGGGGAAAUUGAAGUUGUCUAAUGGUCAACUCCUAAUGGAGAUUAAGUGUCUAAUCAUCACAACUUCGUCCCUAAACCCACUAUUAUGGCCAUAAUCAAUUCUGGCUAGUUUUUUGGAGACUACGAACACUUCAAGCAACUCAACUACAGAAUUACUACUGCAAAGGCCAAAACUGAUUCUACUUACUACAGGAUCAAAUAUAGAUAACUAUUAGAUUAUUUUCAACUUUAUUCCUCUAUUGACGAUUUCCUUAAAUAUGAAAAUGUGAAAUUCUAGAUCCAGAGUCAUCUUGGAUAGAGAACCAACCAGAAUCCAGAUUUGACUGAAAGAACAGGAGACGACACCUAUCAAUUUGAUCUAGAUUAAAUCAAAUCAUCCUAUUAUAAGAAAAUUAAAGUUGAAUAAUAAAUUGACAAAUUGAGAAAGAAAAUGGAAAAAACAGUUGAAUAAGCACAGAAGGCUAUUUAUUAUCAUGAAAUAGAAAACCUUAAGUAGAGCAUUGAAAAUAUUGAGUCUAUCCAAGCGGAUAAGUACUCUUUCUUAGUUCCUUUCAGAAGUGAUCCAUAUGUAAAUGAAAUGAAUCUCAUCAGGUCAGAGACCAGGAAUCAACGAAACAGACUACAACAGUAAUCUGAAAGUGAUCUGAGAAGCAAGGACUUGCAAUUUAGUCUCAGAUCCAGCAUUAAGACUCAAGGACAAACUAGAUCUUAAAGUCAAUCCAACUUAAAUUCCUUAUCCUAUGCUAAGAUCAUGUAGAGCAAACUCAAAAAACUUUCGAUUAAUGUCUAACCCACCAUUGAAAUCAAUAAGCCUUAGUUUACUUAAUCUAAAACUACCAAACCUGAACAUCAUCCUACGAAUGUUGAGAACAUUCACAAUGUCAAAAUGGAUUUUACUCCUAUAUCUAACUCAUAAUUAUUCACCAAAAAAAAACAUUAAGGAAGUGUAUAUAAGUUCUAAAUUAAAUCAUCAUACUGA
Messenger RNA from Paramecium tetraurelia, 1836 nucleotides. RefSeq lists its product as uncharacterized. The transcript is spliced from 2 exons. Lineage: Eukaryota; Ciliophora; Oligohymenophorea; Peniculida; Parameciidae. The record is from RefSeq and is a predicted model, not a curated record.